Messenger RNA from Armigeres subalbatus, 2259 nucleotides. RefSeq names its product transmembrane protease serine 9. The transcript has 6 exons. The record is from RefSeq and is a predicted model, not a curated record. Gene Ontology annotation, biological process: proteolysis. Gene Ontology annotation, molecular function: serine-type endopeptidase activity. Lineage: Eukaryota; Metazoa; Arthropoda; Insecta; Diptera; Culicidae. Bases 622 to 1833 code for a protein of 403 amino acids.
UCCGGCCGGUUCGUCGCUUGAGCUUUUUUAUUUCAAAAAACGGUUAAAGUCGCUCUCCUUUCCGUGCGCGCGCGUGCCAAUUCCUAGUGCGUGACUCACAUUUUCCUUCGUUUCUUUUAGCUUUUUUCCGCAUUCGGCAUUCCUGUUUUUAAUCCCGGUCACCUGUGCGGGGGUGUGUUCGUCCCUUCUCGUGAUCCAUAAAGGGAAAAACUGGUACGAGAUCGCGAUCGGAAGCGUGUUGUGCUUGUGGAUUCAAGUGGAUUCGAGGAUCCAAACGGCGUCGCACAAACCAAUUGCCAUCGGAAGCCAAAUACCAUUGGGUAGCAACUAUUUCUGCUCGAGAUUAGUGUCAAAUCCAGUUCAUAUUUCGAUACCCUAUGGAGCGGUCUUAGUGAACGAGUAUCGCUUCCGCCGCACAUCUCUCGACCCCACCCUUCCGUAUUGGGGCCGUGGAGAUCCCGAGUGUGUGAGGUGUAAUUUCGGUGUCAUCCCGCUGCUACCAGAAAGAAUGAAAAAUAGAUCCGCGCAAUCAAUCGGAGCAGCAGCAGCAGCAGCAGUAGCAGCACGGACAUCUGCAGUUCCAGUGGUGGUGUUGGCCGAGCUGAACGCCGCCGGUGGAAGAUGCUCUCAUGGCAUUUCGUAACGUGCGUGAUUGGAAUUUCCAUCGUCGGCCACGGGUGUUUCCUAACGAAAACGGCCACAACAAUAGCGAGAGCAAACGUAAUCCACAACGUUCUGGGCGUCCCAUCGACCUGCGUCCACCAGAACGUAGUGCGGCAGUGUCGACUAUCAUUCUCCUGCUGGCUGGAAGGAGGUCGGCAUGUUGCCGGAUGUGGCGAUAGCCGAUGGCUGUUCUCAUGCUGCGUCAAGGACAAUGAACUAUCUGCAGCCCCGUCAAUGAUCAAUCCCAAACUGGCAUUCGCUGCCCCACCGAUGCGACCGAUGGUGGCACCAAUCCCCGUAGCUCCAAUGAAACCCGUUCCCUAUGCAGCUGCAAAGAAAAGUAGUUUUCUCCGAAGGCGAUCCGAUCAGAUGGGAAAUAUGGAUUGUGGCAUCCCCAGAACACCGCAAAAUACCCUCCAGAAGCGAAUUAUCGGUGGUCGAACGGCCAACUUUGCGGAGUACCCAUGGCAAGCGCACAUCCGAAUAGCCGAGUACCAGUGCGGAGGUGUUCUCGUGUCCCGGAUGUUUAUAGCAACGGCGGCCCAUUGUAUCCAACAGGCGCGCCUCAAGGACAUCAUAAUCUAUUUGGGUGAACUGGACACUCAAAAUUCCGGCAAAAUAGCUGAACCGCUUCCGGCGGAGAAGCACCGUGCCGAGCUGAAAAUCGUUCACCCUAAGUUCCUCUUUCGAAUGACACAACCGGACCGGUACGAUUUGGCGCUGCUCAAACUAACCAGACCGGCUGGCUACAAAACGCAUAUUCUACCGAUUUGUCUGCCGGUGAGGCCGCUGGAGCUAACCGGUCGGAAAGGAAUCAUAGCUGGGUGGGGAAAAACGGAUGCCAACAUGGGUCAAACAGGGACCAAUAUCCUGAGGACGGCUGCGGUGCCCAUUAUUAGUACAAAGGAUUGCCUUCGGUGGCACAAUAGUAAGCACAUCAGUGUGGAGCUCUACAAUGAGAUGUUUUGUGCGGGUCACUCGGACGGUCAUCAGGAUGCUUGUUUAGGUGACUCCGGUGGUCCGCUGAUAAUCAACGAUCGGGGUCGGUUCACGCUGAUCGGCAUCACCAGUGCCGGGUUCGGGUGCGGUGUAGAUCACCAGCCGGGCAUCUACCACAACAUCCAGAAGACUGUCAAGUGGAUACAGAAUGUGAUUUUGAAUGCAAGCUAGAAGGGCGAGGCGUGUCGGGCAGAACCAGCGAAAAGGGGUGGUGCUGUAACGAAGUAAUCAACAGUAUUUUUUUUAGAAAAUUUGUGCGCCGCAACUCUAUAUUGCUACGUUAGCGGCAAGCGGAAUAUUUUACCUUUUAAAUAAAUCAAGCUAUGAAUGUGAUGAUCUAAACUACUGUGGAAUUUCAGUGACAAUUUUAUGCAGUACCUACUACUUUUAAAUGGGAAAAUACUCCAACUAUUACUAUUCGAUGGGUGAUAAUCUGUUUUUAUGGUACUUAAGAACUAUUUUACUUUUCUAUCUCUACUGCUAGAUACAUUUGAACAUGAUGUAAGCUUUUAGAACAUAAUGUACGGCCCACGUGAAGCCAAUAGUAGGGAACUAUUUAUUUAGAGCAGAACAAAUAAAUUAAAUUUUUUAAAUUUA